CCCCCUCCCCGUUCCCUGCCUUCUUUUCCCCCUUCCCUCCCCAUCCCUCCCCCCCAACCUCCGGAGCUGGGAAGAGAGUCAAGAUGGCGGCGAAAUCCGAUGGCGGCGGCGUGGGGGUGGGCUUCGCCCAACUGCACAACCUGGACGAGGCGGUGGGCAGCGGCGGCGAGGAGGACGGGGAGCCCGGGGGAGGCGGCUGCGGCGGCGGAGACGGCAGCGACCCCGGCGAGAGCAGCUCCCUCCACAUCUGCCACUGCUGCAACACCUCCUCGUGCUACUGGGGCUGCCGCUCCGCCUGCCUGCGCUCUCUCCUGGGCAAGAAGCCGCGCCGCAGCGCCGCCGCCGACGGCGGGGACCAGCCGCUCCAGCCGCCGGCGGCGUCCGCCGCGCACCCCCAACCGACGCCCCCCGCCGGCGCCGCGCGCCCCCAGCCCCUGCCGCCGCCGCAGGUGGAGCGGCCGUGGCUUGACUGCCUGUGGAUCGUGCUGGCGCUGCUGGUGUUCUUCGGGGACGUGGGCACCGACCUGUGGCUGGCCCUGGACUACUACGGCAAGGGGGACUACGGCUGGUUUGGGCUGACGCUCUUCUUCGUGCUGGUGCCGUCGCUGCUGGUGCAGAGCCUUAGCUUCCGCUGGUUCGUGCAGGACUACACAGGCGGAGGGCUGGGCGCCGUGGAGGGGCUCAGCAGUCGGGGCCCCCCCAUGAUGGGGGCCGGCUACGGCCACGGGGCGGCCCGUGGGGGCGGCGGCCCCGGCGUGGGGGGAGGCUCGGCCACGCCGGGGGCCCAGCGCUUGUGCCGGCUUUCGGUGUGGAUCUGGCAGUCGGUCAUCCACCUGCUGCAGAUGGGGCAGGUGUGGAGGUAUAUUCGCACGAUGUACCUGGGGAUUCAGAGCCAGCGGCAGAAGGAACACCAGCGACGCUUUUACUGGGCUAUGAUGUACGAAUAUGCAGAUGUCAAUAUGUUACGCCUCCUGGAGACCUUCCUGGAGAGCGCCCCCCAACUGGUGCUACAGCUCUGUAUAAUGAUUCAAAAGAACAGCGCUGAAACGCUGCCCUGUGUCUCCUCUGUGACCUCCCUGAUGUCCCUAGCUUGGGUGCUAGCCUCCUAUCACAAGCUUCUACGGGACUCCAGGGAUGACAAGAAGAGCAUGAGCUACCGAGGGGCCCUCAUCCAUCUCUUCUGGCGGCUCUUCACCAUCUCCUCCAGAGUUAUCUCCUUUGCCCUGUUUGCCUCCAUCUUCCAGCUCUACUUUGGGAUCUUUGUCGUGGUUCACUGGUGCGCCAUGGCCUUCUGGAUCAUCCAUGGUGGGACAGACUUCUGCAUGUCCAAGUGGGAGGAGAUCCUCUUCAACAUGGUGGUAGGGAUUGUGUACAUUUUCUGCUGGUUUAACGUCAAGGAAGGUCGGACUCGAUAUCGAAUGUUUGCCUAUUACACGGUAGUCUUGACAGAGAAUGCUGCCUUGACGUUCCUUUGGUAUUUUUACAGAAACCCCGAGACCACUGACUCCUAUGCCGUGCCAGCACUGUGUUGUGUCUUUCUUAGCUUUGUGGCUGGGAUAGCUCUGAUGCUCUUAUAUUAUGGUGUGUUGCAUCCCAUGGGGCCACGAGCUAAGAUCUUUGCCAGCUCCUGUUGCGCCGAGCUGCUCUGGGGCAUCCCUUUGCCCCCCGACGUUGAGCCCAUGGCGCCUCAGACCCCUGGGUACCGGGGGACCCAGGUCACGCCCACCAGAGCCGUCACGGAACAACAGGAGGAUCUCACGGCUGACACUUGCUUGCCCGUUUUUCAAGUGAGACCCAUGGGGCCCUCCACCCCGUCGGGGCGUCCUUACCAUCCAGAAGGGCCCCUCAUUAAGAUUGACAUGCCCAGAAAGAGAUACCCUGCAUGGGAUGCCCAUUUUGUAGACAGGAGGUUGAGAAGGACUAUCAACAUUCUGCAGUAUGUCACUCCCACAGCUGUAGGCAUUCGGUAUCGAGAUGGACCGCUCCUCUAUGAGUUGUUACAGUAUGAGUCUUCACUUUAAAAGCUCCGUAACCCAAGUUGAGAAGGGAACCUUUAAGUUUUGUUUACGGCCAACACCGCUCACAAGAA
Dromiciops gliroides (monito del monte) is the source of this 2089-nucleotide messenger RNA. It is a transcript of the gene XKR6, whose product is annotated as XK related 6. The record is from RefSeq and is a predicted model, not a curated record. NCBI's taxonomy places the organism in Eukaryota, Metazoa, Chordata, Mammalia, Microbiotheria, Microbiotheriidae. Bases 84 to 2021 code for a protein of 645 amino acids. Gene Ontology annotation, cellular component: plasma membrane. Gene Ontology annotation, biological process: engulfment of apoptotic cell; phosphatidylserine exposure on apoptotic cell surface; apoptotic process involved in development. The transcript has 3 exons.